AUGAGUUCUGGCUUGAAGUCUGAUCCCAAGCUCUCACAGCUGACACAAGCUGAUGCGAGACUGCUCGUCUAUGGUAGUCUGUGCAUGGAGGGCAAGCUCAACAGCGAGAAGCUCGCUAGCCUCCUCGGCAUGAAGAAAGCUUCUGUCGCCACCAACUACAGAUGUGCAAAAGCUCAUCUGCAGGCUAUCUUGGAAAUACGAAUCCAGUCUCCAACCAAGGAUGGUGGUGCUGAGGAGACCGAAGCAGCUAAGAAGACCCGUUCCGGUACCAAGGGUGGUGCUGUCAAAGAAGAAUCCACCAACGACGAGCCUCCUACCAAGCGACGCAAGACUGUCGCCUCUAAAGCUGCCUCCAAAGCUGCGUCUGAGCCUGCUGAGGAAUCUACUCAGGCUGACACUGAUGCCGACUUGACCGAGUAG
Messenger RNA from Penicillium vulpinum, 420 nucleotides. RefSeq lists its product as uncharacterized. The transcript has 2 exons. Bases 1 to 420 code for a protein of 139 amino acids. The record is from RefSeq and is a predicted model, not a curated record. NCBI's taxonomy places the organism in Eukaryota, Fungi, Ascomycota, Eurotiomycetes, Eurotiales, Aspergillaceae.